Closterium sp. Yama58-4 is the source of this 324-nucleotide messenger RNA. The record is from the annotation of a GenBank genome assembly. NCBI's taxonomy places the organism in Eukaryota, Viridiplantae, Streptophyta, Zygnematophyceae, Desmidiales, Closteriaceae.
AUGGAUAUCCUACAUUAUGAGAGGACUAGGUCUCUCUUUGUGAGGCUCGUUGGGUUGUGGUUACCAGUUCUCUUCGUCUUCUCAUGCCCGUCAAGCGGCUGGUCAGUUCAGGCGUGCUUUGCCGCUGGCUCCUCUGAUCGGAUCAUCCAUUCCAGCCUUUUCCCGAUAAUGCCGGCGCGUCGGCUGCUGGAAAUAGAGCCCCCAGGCCCGUUUCGCUACAUCCUGGGCGCGGUGCUGAUGCUCGUGGGGGUCGUGCUGCCGCUCACCUAUUUCAUGUUCCGAUCCAAGCGAACCCCGCCUCCUUCGUUCAAGCAGACGUUCUAG